This is a messenger RNA of Yamadazyma jaroonii, 1137 nucleotides long. The record is from the annotation of a GenBank genome assembly. NCBI's taxonomy places the organism in Eukaryota, Fungi, Ascomycota, Pichiomycetes, Serinales, Debaryomycetaceae.
AUGAAGUUGAUCAAACAAUCCUUCGAUAAGAAUUCAAGUGGGUUCACCACUUUGAUGCCUCAAGAUAAAGAAGAUCUUUGGCAAUUGUACAACCUAAUCCAAAAAAAUGAUGAAAUCAAAUUACAAACCACCAGAAACGUAGCAAAGAAUGCUACUAAGGGUGCUUCAAAGCAAGAGAGAAAAAAUGUUGUAUUAACUAUUAACGUUGAAGACAUUGAUUAUGCUCCUGAGGAUGAAGUUAUGAGAAUAAGAGGUAAAACCACCGUUGCCAAUGAGUUUGUUCCUAUUCAAAGUUACCACACAGCUGAAAUCCAACUCAAUAAAUCGAUUACUGUCAUCAAGACAGAAUGGGAUGAAAUUAAUUACGAUAUAGUGGUAAAGAGUUGUUCCAUUGAAUCCAAAGCAGAAAUAGGAGCUAUAGUUUUUGAAGAAGGAGUGGCUCAUUUGUGUCUUGUUACUGAUAACUUGACAGUGUUAAGAAAUAAGAUCGAGAAAUCCAUACCUAAGAAGAGAAGAGGUGACAAUUCAUCUCAUGAUAAGGGAUUAGUCAAAUUCUAUGAUUUGAUAAUAUCAACUAUGAUGAGAAACUUCAAUUUGGAUAAUUUGAAAGUCAUUAUUUUAGCAUCUCCAGGGUUUUUAUCAUCCAACUUAUUAUCAGAGAUCAAAGGUUUUGCUCAAAAGAACGAUGAUAAAACCAUCUUUAAGAACAUUUCCAAAUUUGUCACUGCAAAUUGUUCAACUGGUUAUUUACAAGGGUUAGAAGAGGUAUUGAAAGAUGAAAAUAUAAGGAAGAAUUUGGCCGACACUCAGUUUGCUCAAGAAGUGAUAAUUUUCGAGAAAUUCCAAAAGCUCUUGAAUGAUGACGACGAAACUGCUUGGUAUGGACCUAAAGAAUGUGAAAGGGCCAUUCAAGAAGGUGCUGUUAAACAAUUAUUGAUCACUGAUACGUUGUUCAGAAAUAAUGAUAUAGAGUUACGUAAACAUUUCAUUCUGUUGGUUGAACAGGUCAAACAACAAGGUGGUGAAGUAUAUAUAUUCUCCAGUUUACAUGAUUCAGGAAACCAAUUAGACCAACUUACCGGGAUAGCUGUUAUCUUGAAGUAUUCUAUGGAUUUAUAUAGUGAUGAUGAAGAGUAG